UGUUGAGUUGAGGCUUCAGUCAUUAUAGAUAGGCAGGUCGUCUAGAAUUUCAUCAGUUUGUUUUGUAGCCUAUACGGUAUUUGGAUUCUAAUUUUGGUAGUGUUGGCAGAUUAUUAAAAGCCUCUAAAAUAAUUAUAACUGCCAGCUCAUGCUUAUUAGAAUAGCCUAAGUUAAAAUUGUAAAUAAUUUAUUUCUCACUAUUCAGUAAUAAAAAAAAAAUAAAAAAAAUGGUAGGCCUAGGCUUAUGAACAAUUAAUUAGGACUAUGGUACAUUUAUCAACCUUGCCCUUCACCCUUUAAAUCAUAAAUUAACUUAUCUUUUUCAUAGACUUUGAUAAGGAAGGUUUUUAAAACCUAGUCAGAAUUAAUUAUGCAGCAAAUUCUGUGGGGAAAGUUAGUUUUGGUUUUGGUUGCAAUAGUAGCCAUUUUACAAGUUGUACAUCUAGUACUUUUAAGUCGCCUAGAGGCUCGACACCACAUGCAUCACCAUGUUCAUCGAACUGCCUCAAAUCCUGGGGACGGUUCUGACUCUCAGAUGACGGAGGUCGACGCUGUGUUUGGAACCCUUGUUCGUACUGUGGAACAAGGCCGAGUGCUUGAUUCCAGCGGAGAGUUCCAAAUAGUGCCAUCUAUUGCAGCAGCCACCAAACAACCCCACCCAAGAGGCCUCAUAGCUGCCACGCCUGAUAUAAGUCUGGUCACACAGUGCUCGUUCAAUCACGUUUAUCGACUUAUUGAGCUAUCUCAGAGGUGGCAAGGUCCGAUAUCAGUUGCUGUGUUUGCCGAGGAUCACCAAGUUUCCGAGGCCCUUUGGAAGGUUGCUGAGCUGAGAGCUUGUAUGCCUGGUAUAAGACACAACGUCACCUUCGCCCUAGUCUCCCCCCUACCAGCCAAAAGCUCUCCCCCUCUCUCCAUGCCUUCCCCCCCACCACCUCACCCUUGCAGUCUUGGUAAUGAUAUAGACACUGUCACCACGUCCACCAACUACGCAACAACCCACAACUAUCCAGUGAACUUGCUGAGAAAUGUAGCUCGAAGAGGAACUGCCUCCGAGUUUGUUCUGGUUAUUGAUAUUGACAUGCUGCCGAAUGAAAAUCUUCGUCAGGAUUUCUUUGCAUUCGCAUCUCAGAGAGGACUGUUUCGUAAACGAGAACAUGAUGAAAAGAAUGUGUUUGUUGUUCCUGCGUUUGAGGCGAAGGAAGACACACCUGUACCUCGUCACAAGGCAGAGUUGCUGAAGUUGGUGGAAGCUGGGGAUGUGCGGCCGUUCUAUGUCCAACUUUGCCUCAAAUGUCAGGUGCACACGGAUUACGAGUCUUGGCAGAAAGAGCCCCCAGCCCCCGAGCUGGCUCCAUUGUUCGAAGUAUUGUGGAAGGACCCAUGGGAACCAUUUUACAUCGCCAGGAACACGAUACCAUUUUACGACGAACGCUUCAAGCAGUACGGGUUCAACAGAAUUAGUCAGGUGUGUGAACUUCACGUUGCGGGAUACAAGUUUUCCGUUCUCAACAAUGCGUUCCUUGUCCACCGAGGAGUCAAGACUCAUUCCUCGUUCCACCCAGAGAAAGAUGCAGAACUCGAGAGGAACCGAAUGUUAUUCCGCCAGUUCAAAAUGGAACUCAAGUCUAAAUACCCGGAAUCGUCUAGACGAUGCUACUAAACCUCUGUAACCUUAUAGUUUUAAUUCUAUAAAACAGAAAGCACAUCUAGUAAUACUCUGUGCACUUUUGAAGUAAAUAACAUAUCUACUAGAGUUUAAGUUGUGGUAAGUGAACAAGCUUUUUUUGUAAUAAAACGUUAUUUUGCUGAGCAUGAUGUAAGUUAAUAGGUAUUACGGGACAUCUUAGUGACUAAAGAUCGCGCCACUCAUCUACAUUCAUACUUGGCUAAAAAACCUACAUUCGUAUGGUCUUCGUUUCAGAAUUAAGUAUUAAACUCCCUGGAAAAUGUGCACUAAUGUGGCAAAAAGAUGAUCCAGAUUUUAUAAACCCCGGUUUCCUAGAACUCUUCUACACACUGUGAUGUUAAAAGAUCUAUUCUGACUCUGUCUCUUGGUUAAUGUUUCCAUGAUCAAUGCUUAAUCCACAUUUGUAAUUAAUUAUCUAAUGGGGUUUCUAUGUGGGAUAUGUCCCUGAUUCCUAUUUGGCAUCUGCCAAAGAUUUAACCCUCUUUAGGCCAGGCCAUCGGUUUGCAUGUGAUGCGCUAUGGGCCUGAGUGAUAAUUGCACCCUUUUUCAUGGUGGGGGAAUUGUUCUCUUCUUUGCGCCCCUAGGCCCAUUUAUGUGAUGCAGGAAAUCAUUCAGAAAUAAAAGAAAACCAGCAAAUAGUGUUUUAACCCUUACAGAUUGUUAUUUGUCAAUUACAAAAUUUAUCAUUACACAUUUUAUUCUAGAUUUUGCAGUUUUUAAUUUUUAGGGAUCCCGAUUUAUGAGAGUUUUCUGUACAGUGUUCCUGAUUUUUUUUCUAAAGAAAGUAUUACAUCUUAUAACUCUGAAUAAAUCAACAUGAUUUUUUUUUAAUUUAUAAAAAGUCUUCCACGUAAGUAGCGAUUUUUACAAAUAAUCUUUAUGUUCAUAAAUAUGCAAGCAUUUGGCUACCUUACAAGUUUUCCGAACCCCAAAUAAGUACGUGGUUAUAUUUUAAAACCCAUAUGUAAUCCUUAUAUUUAAUUCACAUGUUGUUAUUUUAAUCUAAACUAUAAAUGGUUCUAAACUGGACAGCACUUAUAUGAGCAAAUAUUUUCUAGCUGUACAAUUGUAAUCAAAUUUAGUUUGAAAGAAUCUGUGAUAUUAAUUACGUAGUGUAGAGUUAAUGUACAUAGAAUUACCCAAACAAGUGUUUUGACAAGUGGUUUUAAAUGUCUAGUAAUAAUCAAAUUCGACGAAACAAAUAUCUAGUACAGUGAAAUUAGACCUUAACCUUAACAUCUAAAGUGAAAGCUAACCUUCAACGCCAAACUGCUCAAUAUAGUUCCCAUAAUGUACCGUUUAAGUUACACCAUUCUGAGCACUGGGUUUAAUGGAAGUUUAAGUUGAAAAAUUAGCAGAUUUUUGCUUUUCAUGAAAUGUAUGGAAAAACUAUGUUUUCAGCACAAAAAACUUCAUUUACAAAAAUAAACUUCCCAACUUUAACCCUCCUCUACACCCAAACCCGACGCUCGAAGUGGUGUAAAUGUUUACCUGACAUUACGGGGACUAUAUUGAUUAGUUUGGUGUCGAAAGUUAGCUUUCACUUUGAAUUUUUAGGUUAGGCGGUGUGUUUUUGGCUAAUAGCGCCGUAUUUAUUUUACAAAAUAUUGUGAAUCUUAUUUUUAUGCACUGUAUUUUGUUAAAGGACAAAAAUUAGUUUAUGUCCUGUUGUUUUGACAGUACUUUAUUCAGAUCUCAGCACAAAACUUUAUGUGCCAUGAUGGGGUUGUGAUUGUAACAAUAUUAAAAUUAUAUGUUUGUUUAGUCCACCAUUUGUAUGGUUAAAGUUCCAGAUUUUAUUUUAUGCUAUUGUUUGUUUAUGACGUCUCUAAGCCAGUUUUCAAGGAUUCUGUGGUGAACAGGAUUAUCAGCAGAUGGAUCAAAUAUGUUGGUGAAUAGAUUUCUGAAUAAUUUAUUUAAUUUGUAAAGCUUUGUGUUGGACGGAAGAAGAAAAAAAAUGCUAUGAUGUCCAGUCUAUGUGGUUCGGUUGCCAUUAGAAUGUCAUAAAUGUGAUUAACUAUUUUUUACAGUUGGCAAAAUUUGUGUGUGUCUGAUAAGUUUUUAAUCUAUUCCCGAACUUUUAUAAUCCUGCUGCUAAUCUAGUCUACGAUAAUUUAGUUAAUAUUAGUUACUUACCUGUGUGAUUUUAGACAUUUUACUUACACCAGUAUUAUGUGUUCAUUAACCUAUUGCUUUUACGACAGCUUUCUAAUUUAUAGAUUAGGUUUAAGUAAAUGCACCAAAGAUUUGUGUACGUGUGUAUACACUAGUAAUUAUUGUAAGUUUGGUAUGUAGAAUCAAUCAAUGUACAAUGUAGGAAUAAUUUAUUUGACUGAGGGUGUGACACGUGACAGUGUAUUAAUGAUACAGUUGUGUAAAAUACAGCUAAAGUUUGUUUAUGUUGAUUGUUAUUUGCUUGUGUCCGUUAUACUUUUGCAAAAAUUAGUUUUCCCAUUUUUACCCUCAAAACAUAACAUUUUGCAACUUCUUUAAAAAAAAAAUGCGGAACUAAAACAAUUGUAUAUUGAGACUUUUUUGUACAGACAAUGAAUAGUAACAGAAAAAAACUUUUUAAUUAAAAUUCCCAUAUUCUUAUGGAGAAUAGAUGUUGUAGUUUGUUUGUUAGAUUGUUAGAUUUGUUUUAUUGAAAUAUGGAAUUUGACACAAUAGAGGACUCAUUCAAGUAAAAGAAAAUUAAUGGAAAUUCACUCAGUCUGCAGAUUUGAAGCAGCUGGGGUAUUUCUUUUAUUUGAUUAACUAAAAGAUUACGUGAGAAUGAUCAAUGAGGUGUCUGAUAUCCUUUUUAUAGGACUGAAAGCGAGUAUAUUGACUGGGUUUAGGUUGUCUUGGUGUAAGUUUUGACAAAGUAUUAUUGUCAGUUGCAUUGUGUUUUUGCAAUUUAUUGUAGAUUAUUUUUGUAAGUAAAAUAUUUUAAGCUAUGUCACAUAGAUUACAAGAUAUUUUAUAAAAAGAAAAAAUGUAAUUUUUUUGCAUUAGGCCCCACCUCCAUCCCCCCAAACAAAAUUCUCAAAAUGGUGUAAAUUUUGAACAUAACAUUGCCAAUUACAGUUUAGUAUUUUAUAAUAUGUUUUACAAUUUUAACUAAUGAGAAAACUGUCACACCUUCUAGUACUAUAGCUCAAACAGUAUUGAAUAAUUGAUAGAAUUGUAAGUAGUAUUUUAUUAUUUUUCCUAUUGUAUAUUUUUUGUUACUCAGUUAAA
Molecule: messenger RNA, 4909 nt
Organism: Macrosteles quadrilineatus (aster leafhopper)
Lineage: Eukaryota; Metazoa; Arthropoda; Insecta; Hemiptera; Cicadellidae
Product: beta-1,4-glucuronyltransferase 1-like
Exons: 6
Coding region: 371-1660 (429 amino acids)
Molecular function (GO): glucuronosyltransferase activity
Source: RefSeq, a predicted model, not a curated record